GUGGUGGUCCUCGUAUCGCUGGAGUAAUCAGCCGAGCCGAAAGACGCUACAUUUACGUGACUAAAACGAAAAAUUGAUGAGAUAUUUCUUUCUGUUGGUUGAGUUGAUCAUAGACAGUCACAAUCAGAGAACAUGGCGAGUUCCAAUUUUGUAUCCACCGAUGCUAUUUCUCAGAGAGCCAGGAAUAUGUUUGCCUUCGAUUUUCCACUGAAAAUUCUGUUUGAGAAAAUGACGGAAAAUCCGUAUCACGAAGAUAACAAGGAUGGCAUCAUUAACCUGUCUACAGCCUACAAUGAAGCGGUGAAAGAUGUUAUUACUGAAAAGUUUAACCAGCAGGAACUAAAGAAAUGGGACUCCUCGAUGCUGCCCUAUCCCAGUCACUGUCAAGGGGCUGCCUGCAUGCGCAAAGUCAUUGCAGAAUUUUUGUCAGCUGAGACCAAUGCUGCGCAAGGUCUUGAUCCUGAGAAGAUGGUGAUCAUGGCUGGAGUAACUCCUGUAAUAAAUGUGAUGGCAUUUAUACUCUGCAAUCCUGGGGAUACUGUGUUGACCCCUUCUCCAAUGUAUGGGGGUAUACCACGGGACAUCAAGUACCAGGCUGAAGUUAAUACAUAUCCAGUCUAUCUAAGCAGUAAGGCAGAACCGGAUGGAAGAGAACCAUACGAGCUGACUGUUCAACUACUAGAAGAAGCCUUGGAGAAAGCCAAGCAAGAGGGUCACAAAGUGAAAGCCCUUAUUCUUGUCAACCCAUUCAAUCCUUGUGGGACUGUUUACACCAGACAACAGAUCAUGGAGUACCUCAAAUUUUGCCACAAGCACAGUCUACAUUGUGUUAUAGAUGAGAUUUACAAUUGCAGUAUCUAUGAUAAUUCUGUCCAGAGUUCGAGUAUAUUCACCUUUAACCCAGAUGAUCUACCCGAUAAGGAUAGGACACAUGUCUUAUGGGGAAUGGCUAAGGAUUUUGGAAUGCCAGGUAGUCCGGUAGGAGUAGCAUAUACAUGGAAUCCCAGUGUCUUGGCUGCCCUGAUUGCUUUGGUGGAUUUUUAUCAAGUACCUCUGUUUCUCCAGAUUGCUGUGACAAAAGUUCUAAAAGACAAAGAAUGGUUAAAAUGGUACCUGUCAACCCAGAAAAGCAUGUUACUCGAAUCUUCCAACAUCGUGCAGGAAACAUUAGAUGAGCUUGGGGUACAGUAUGUGAAACCAGCUGCUGGCUUAUUCUUAUGGGCAGACUUUAGAAAGUUCAUCCCCAAUGCAACCAAGGAAUCUGAGAUGGCGUUCUCCAUGCACUGCCUUGACAAUGGGAUCGCCAUUGCACCAGCCUCGUCAUUCUAUUACAACGAGUAUGGCUGGGCGAGGAUCAUCCAUACUUUACCAAAGGAGAUCCUCAUCAAAGCCAUGAAGAGACUCAAAGCAUCGUGUAGAUCAUUCCAAGGUUAACCAGCACUUAGCGAGAAAGGGCGCUUUCCAUUCCACUGCCUUAUUAUGAAUGAUGUAAUAUAAUACACAAUAAUGCAAAAUGCUGAUUC
This is a messenger RNA of Lytechinus variegatus (green sea urchin), 1523 nucleotides long. RefSeq names its product 1-aminocyclopropane-1-carboxylate synthase-like protein 1. Gene Ontology annotation, molecular function: pyridoxal phosphate binding; transaminase activity. The transcript is spliced from 12 exons. Gene Ontology annotation, biological process: amino acid metabolic process; biosynthetic process. The record is from RefSeq and is a predicted model, not a curated record. NCBI's taxonomy places the organism in Eukaryota, Metazoa, Echinodermata, Echinoidea, Temnopleuroida, Toxopneustidae. Bases 133 to 1434 code for a protein of 433 amino acids.